Calliphora vicina (urban bluebottle blowfly) is the source of this 5452-nucleotide messenger RNA. RefSeq names its product cold shock domain-containing Unr (gene Unr). Gene Ontology annotation, molecular function: nucleic acid binding. The transcript is spliced from 12 exons. NCBI's taxonomy places the organism in Eukaryota, Metazoa, Arthropoda, Insecta, Diptera, Calliphoridae. The record is from RefSeq and is a predicted model, not a curated record. Bases 910 to 4047 code for a protein of 1045 amino acids.
UACAGAAAAACAAUUCGAAAUUAUAAAAAAAAACAUACAGAAAAUCCCUAAGUCUAAUACAAGACUUGAAUAAUGUAAUUAUUAAAAAAAAAACAAAUGUAAAAGAAAAAAGAAAACGAUAUUAUAAUUAUAUUAAACUUCUUAUAUAAUUAUAUUAAAAUUUAAAACCCUCAAGUGUUUUUUAAACACAGACCACGCCAAAAAUCUAAAUUAAAAAAAAAAAAAAUAACAACAAAAACAAUAAACUUAUGAAAAUUUUAAAAAGAGUAAUUCUACAAUUCUCAAAUUUUAUUUCAAGUAUUUAAACAAAAACAAAAAACUUGCAUCUGAUCCCAAAGAUUUAUUUUUCCAAAACUGUGUUUUUUUAAUUUCAAAAAAAGUAAUAAUAAAAAUCAACUUAAAAAAAACUAAUUUAUAAUACCAAGCAAUAUUAUGAAAAAAACAAACCUAGAUUAGAACAAAAACAAACAAGUUCCAAUUUAAAAGUAAUUUUAAAAAGACUUAUAAGAAACCGCCGUAAACGCGUUAAGAAUUUCACGCAUUUCUCAACCGCCAUUUAAAAAUUUCAAUUUCGUCUCUACUUUUGUGGACAUUUCGUUUUGAAUAUUCUUAAUAAAAGUGUAAUUCAGUGCCUCUCAUUAUAAAUAAAAAAAAAUAAUAAUAAUUAAAAACGUAAACACAAAAAAAAGAAAGAAAACAAAAUUAAAAAUAAAUGAAUCAAUAAAAACAAACCCAGUGUAUUUGUGUGUGCAAUCAUCCAGACCCUACAAACAAAUCAAUCAAACAAUAAGCAGUUCUCAUUUAAACGUUAAACUUCUUCUUCAUCAACAACAACCGGUCUUUUUCAUCUUAUUCUUCUUCAUUUAUCAUCGUUUCCCUUUGGGUUUGUUAGCUGAUUUUCUGGUCAGUAUGAACACUCAGUCGAAAGGAUAUCGCACAGGGGAAGAAAUCUAUGAUAACUUACCCUGUGAUGGAUUUUUCAACAUGAAUGCCAUGCGUAAUUUGAAUAUUUCGAAUAAUUUUCCACCAAUUGGCACGUUUUCUUUGGAAGCUUUGGGUCCGCAAACUCCACAAUCUCAAACCCAGCAUCAUCACCAGCAACAGCAGCAGCAGCAACAACAACAACAGCAGCAGCAGCAACAACAUCAUCAUCAUCAACAGCAGGGACCACCACCGAUGAAUCAACAUCCACCCAUUGGUAUGUUUGAUGCUAACGAUGUACCGGAAGUUAUUCAAAAUCCGGCAACUAUCGGUGUUUUUCAAUCGAAUAGUGUUUUGACCAAUGGUAGUGGUAAUAAUUCCAACUCAAUUUUUGGUUCACAAUCGAACUCAUCUUCUUCGGCUGCCAACGAUCCAAAUCAGACAACUCGUGAGACUGGUAUAAUUGAAAAGCUAUUGCAUUCUUAUGGAUUUAUUCAAUGCUGCGAGCGUCAGGCUCGAUUGUUUUUCCAUUUUUCCCAAUUCAGUGGCAAUAUUGAUCAUUUAAAAAUCGGCGAUCCAGUCGAAUUUGAAAUGACUUAUGAUCGUCGUACUGGAAAGCCAAUUGCUAGUCAAGUUUCGAAAAUUGCGCCUGAAGUUGUUCUUUCUGAGGAGCGUGUUACUGGCACAGUUACUACUGAACUACGCGUUGACAGUUCCAAUAAUUUAUUGUCAUCAAGUGAAACAACUGGACGUAUUAGUUACGAGAAUCGUGGUGAAUGCUUUUUCUUGCCCUAUACCAAAGACGAUGUUGAGGGUAAUGUCAAUUUGAGAGCUGGCGAUAAAGUCAGCUUUCAAAUUGCAACCAACCAAAGAGGAAACUUGGGGGCUUGUCAUAUUCGUUUGGAAAAUCCGGCACAACCAGUUAAAUAUCGUGGCGUUGUUUGUUCGAUGAAAGAAUCAUUUGGCUUCAUUGAACGUGCUGAUGUUGUUAAGGAAAUUUUCUUUCACUUCUCCGAAGCGGAAGGCAACAUUGAAUUACGUCCUGGCGAUGAUGUCGAAUUCACUAUACAAACGCGUAGUGGACGUGAAUUCGCAUGCAACAUAACUCGUUUGCCACCUGGAUCGGUAAUAUUUGAAGAUGUGGAUACCACUAUUUACAAGGGACAAGUGUUGAAACCCUUGGAUCGUAAUAAUCCUGCUAGGCAAACUAAUGAUCCCUUACCGGGUCGUAUACGCUAUAGAGCGGCAGACUAUUCUGAAGUUGAAGUACCAUUUGGCGAUAAAGAUCAAAAGGGAGAUUUUACUUUGCGUCAUGGUGAUUGGGUUCAAUUUUUAUUGGCCACUGAUCGCCGUGAUCAGUUGCAACGUGCCACAUCGAUUUCUUUGCUUGAUGAAACUUUUAAAGUGUCAGGCGAAAAGCGUGAACAAGGUGUUAUAUCCUCUUUGAAAGAAGGUUUUGGUUUCAUACGAUGCGUUGAACGUAAUGUUCGUAUAUUUUUCCAUUACACCGAAAUUUUGGAUACGAGCCGUGAAAUUGCUCUAAAUGAUGAAGUUGAAUUUACUGUGGUUCAAGAACAAGGUGUCCCAUAUAAUACAUCACGUUUGCAUGGCAUACGCAUUAAGCAUUUGCCAACCGGCACUGUGCAAUUUGAAACUCUAAUGGCCAGCAAUAUUGAGGGUUACAUUACUCGUGAGGCUCCUAAGAGCCCAGUAAAAUCUCAAGAUCGUGUUGAAGGCGGUGUGAUUACCUACGAGCAUGGCGAACUUAAAAAGACUAUUAUGUAUUUCCUUAAAGACUGCGAAAAACCACCAAGAAUUGGAGAUCGUGUGCGUUUUGAUAUUUAUUUGGUAAAAAGAAAUAAAGAAUUGAUUGCUGUAAAUGUACAAAAUUUGCAUAAUUCAUUGCAACCGGGGUUGCAGUCAUUGCAUCAGGCGCAACUACCAACACAACAACAGCAGCAGCAGCCACAACUUCUUCAGCAACAACCAUUACAACAAUUGGCAACUAAUACAACGAAUCCACAACAACCAUUAACAACAACAGCAACAUCACAACAUCAUCUUCAUAUUCACAAUCAAAAUAACGAUCCUGCAAUUAUUCACACUAAUGGCAUCAUCAGUGCUGUAGGUGGAGUGGGCGUAGGUGUUGGUGGUGUAGGCGGCAUGAUAAUGCCUCAGAAUGGCUACUUAACCAUGGGUAAUAAUCAACUGAUGACUCCAACAACACCAAAGAUAGAAGAUUUUAAUAAAUUGGAAAAUAACAAUUUAUUGUCUGGCGCCGAAACUGGUCAAGUUCUAUAUCGCGGCUAUAUAGCCGUAAUCAAGGAGAAUUUUGGUUUCAUUGAAACCUUAUCACACGAUGAGGAAGUCUUCUUCCAUUUCAGCAACUAUGUCGGCAACCCCAACUGGUUGGAACUGGGCCAAGAGGUCGAAUACACUUUGUCGCCGAAUGGCAAUACAUCAGUGUCGGGCAAUUGCUUGCCAGCCGAGAAUGUACGCACUCUACCAAAGGGCUCUAUACCACAGCCGGCUGUGUUAGAGGGAGUCCACAAUGGGGUCGUAGCUCGGCCAUUGCGCUGCAUUAAUCCCGAUCAGCAAGAAUAUGCUGGUCUCAUCGAAGUCUUAGAUGAGACUCGCAGCCAAGUGUUGUCACAGCAUGAUUUCGGAAUCACUAGUUUGGUUAACAAACGCGAUUUGUUGCAAAAGGGUGACUUGGUCAGUUUUAAAAUCGAUGAAGCUGGUCGUGCAGCCGACAUCACAGCCGUUCGUCAAAAGAAACGCGCCACUGUUGAUUCCAUCAAAGGUCAAUUUGGUUUUCUCAACUAUGAAAUUGAAGAUGGCAAAAAACUCUUCUUCCACAUGUCCGAAGUUCAAGGUAACGCCGUCUCUUUACAUCCCGGUGAUACUGUCGAGUUUUCGGUUGUAACAAAUCAGCGUAAUGGCAAAUCUUCGGCUUGCAAUGUUUUAAAAAUAAAUGAUCGUCCUGACCGUUUGAUCUCUCGUCUUAAAUUAACUGAUGACACAUUACCACGUUUGAUUGUUAUUAGAGCUCCAAAGGGUCCACAGGGAAAAGGUUUCUCGCCUCAGGCAAGAUUACAAAAAAUGCCAGGAAUUUUGGUAGAGUAAAUGUCAGCCAAUAACAAACGAAUGGUAAAGAAUGGAGGGAUUAAUUAAAUGACUGAAGACAAGUUGCCACAAUGAAUGAAUGAAUGAAACACAUGGAGCUAUCAUUGUAAGAAGUUAAACAACAUCAACAACAACACACACUGCUAUAAUCUGAUAAAUAAAUAAAAACACUGCUAAACAUAAUACAAGUAUAAACAAAAAUAAAAUAAAUCUAUUUAUAUCCUAUUCAACAGUUAUUUAUGCAAUUAAAAACAAGAGAGAAAAAAAAUAUUAAAAAAAAAAUAAUAAUAAAGAUGAAGAUAAAGAUAAAUAAAUCUGUAGAAGAAACUCAUACUCGUACACAUCCACACAAAAAAAACACAUACACACACAUGUCUUACAUUAACUUUCCAUAUGAAGUAAAAAUAAUAUGAAGAAAAACAAAUUAUUGAACAGAAUUGAGUAUUUAUUAUUAAUAUGCAUAAGAAAAAUUACAAUAAAUAAAUAAAUAAAACAAAAAUUAUUAUAUACAUUAAAUAAAAAAUAAAAAAACAAACAAACAAAUAAAGAAAAAAAAUACAAUUUAAAAACGUAACGAAACAUUAUCUAUAUUCUAAACGAUACAAAUAUAAACAAGAAGAAAAAAAAAAUAAAGAACAUAACUUAUGAACAUCGAUAUGAUACCAUACGAUACAAUUUUUAUGAUAUAUAGAUGAUAAAAUAUAUUAACUCUUUUCGUUUUAAUUUAAUUUACUUUUCUUUAUUUUUGCUUUAAAAAAAAACUACACAAAACAACUAUACAUACUAUUAACUCAAUGAUAUACAUACAACAAACAACAACAAUACAAUACAUAAUUAUUAAAAUUAUAAUAUAAAAAAGAGAACAGUGAAGAUUGAUGAUGAGGACGAGAGAUUGACUUGACUGCACUCAUUACCAUCAUCCUAAAUUAGAUGUUAUAUAAAAGAAAAUCUUAAAAUUAUGAAAUCUUUUUAAAAUACUAAAACAAAACAAACAACUACUCUCUACCAGCAAACUAAAGAAAUUAAAAUAAAAUUAAAUAAAAUGGCAGCAUUAAAAACAAAUGAAACUUAUAAAAAUACAAAAAACCAUUUAGUAAUACAUACACAUACAUACAAACAUAAUAAAUAAAUCAUAUAAAAACAAGAAACAUAAAAUAGAAGAGUUAUUAUUAACUUAUUUAUAAUUUUAACUACUUAUUGCAAUAAAAACAACUACAGCAAAUAAAAGACAAUUUUCUCAUAUAAUCUAAUAAAAGAACAAAAAAAAAAGAAAGAAGAAAAACAAAAAAACUGAUAAAAAUGCAACCGUAAAGAAAGGAACAAAAUAAUACAAAUACAAAUAAUGGCAGAAACAAACAAACUACUUAAAAUUUAUAAAAUAAAGAAAAUAAUAAUAAAACACCAA